UCACGGCAGAAACUCCAUCAUAAAUGAUAUUAUGUAUGUCGAAAAUUCAUGCUUUUUGGUAGUCUUUGGAGUACUAAUAUUCAAAACCCACUUAGGCUAUCAUCGUUGUUUUCCUGUUUAUCGAGACAAACUGCAAUUUGCGAGCCAUCAGCACACACCAAGAGAACGAACCCUGGCCGACGGGAUUUAAGUGUCCACAUCCUCAAUUGUACGGACCUAUUCUUAGUUGCCCUAGAUUGGUCGUCCCGUCUCGUGCUUGCAAUUGAGCACCCGCAGCAGAGGCAUUGUCUUUGUGAAUGAUCUUACUACACUACUGUGUAGUAAUUUCGCACCCACCGGGUCUCACUCGUCGUUUGGCGCAAAAUCUCAGACCAGUAGGAAACGUUCCAUCCAGCUAGCGAUCGCAAUUGGUACAAAUUGUUUCAAAUCGUAAUCCGGGGGCGAAGAUGCCCGGGAUUUCGCAAUUCUAUAAAAGCUAGUCCCGUUAUGCGCGGUGCGCUCAGUUUUGCUACCGUAGUCAUAGUUAGCCAACAUGCUUGGCGGACGUUGUCGGAUGUCGCGUUUCACGGUUCUGCUACUUAAUACGAUUCUGGCCAGUUGCGGUGGACUAUGGCUGCGGAUGGUCGACGGUCAGUCCGUGUGUGGAAUUCGGCAGACGAAGAACGAAUCCGUGGUGGACGGAGAGCAAAUCGGACCGGGCGAGUGGCCUUGGCACGUGGGAGUGUACUGGUGGAAGGGUUCGAAGCUAAACCCGCCGGACAGGGUUUGCGAGGGAGCACUGGUGGACCGAGAAGGAUGGAUUCUGACGGCGUCCAAUUGCUUGAAGAGUAGUGAGGGAGAUUUGCUGGAUAUGAAGGGAAUGAUCGUGCACGUGGGGCUUGUAGCGUUGCAGCAGAACACAGAGAAAUCCCGAAGAUUUCACGUGGAGAAUGUAGUGCUGAAUGCCGAGUUGGAUUUGGCUUUGAUUCGGCUGAAAGUGUACGACGAGUGGGAAGGCAUGCCGAUUUGUAUGACUGACGGAGUGGAAGACUUUGAAAAGAUCUAUGGACGGUCGGUUUACGUGCUGCAGCAAAGCCAUCGACAUCGGUUAGGUGGAUUCGAGAUCGUUAAACUUCAGCUGGAGAGAGAAGUCGUGUGCUAUGGGCCAAACUUGGCAGUCAAGGCAAGAUCCGUCAGUGACAGUAAUAUCAAACUCAAAACCAAAGAUACUAAAUACCAUUCGACGGCGCGCGGAACUCCUCUCUACGUCAAAAGUCCUGGAGGAUGGACGCUACUGGGGAUAUCCAACAAAAUUCAGACCGCCAUCCCUGGAACACUAUGUCAACCAGGAGACUACGAAUCGUUCCUGAAUGUUAACUUGGCUCCGGUCAGUGUAUGGUUCUCUAACGAGCGAGAAAACGACGGAAUCGAAAGCGUCGAAACAUCUACCGAGUAGAGUUCAACUACCUUUGUACGAGUAAUCGCCGAAGUCAUUCUCAUCAAUAAAAAACAGCACAACCAUCUCUUAACAUUCCUUUACCAUAGACACCAAUAAAUUAAAAUGAAUAGGAGAAAAAUCACCAUCA
This is a messenger RNA of Aedes albopictus (Asian tiger mosquito), 1565 nucleotides long. RefSeq lists its product as uncharacterized. Gene Ontology annotation, biological process: proteolysis. Gene Ontology annotation, molecular function: serine-type endopeptidase activity. NCBI's taxonomy places the organism in Eukaryota, Metazoa, Arthropoda, Insecta, Diptera, Culicidae. The record is from RefSeq and is a predicted model, not a curated record. Bases 533 to 1435 code for a protein of 300 amino acids. The transcript is spliced from 2 exons.